AUGAUAACCUCUCAAUCCGUAGCUUGUUCACCACCAUUAACGCCAAGUAAUCCAUUUACCAGGUGGAAUUUUACCCAACCCAUGUCGCCAUUGUUGAUGUCUUCUUCUUCUUCCAAGUCUAUGCGCUUCUCUUGUUCUCUACCUCAUCAACCCCCUCUCAGGUGCGCAAUUUUAGGUGCUGGUUUUGCUGGACUGUCGGUGGCUUGGCAUUUAUUACAGAAUUGUGCCAAGGAAUUGCCGUUGUUUAUUGAUAUAUUUGAUGAUGUUGGUAUUGGUGGAGGCGCGUCAGGGGUGGCUGCUGGACUUCUUCACCCGUACUCUCCUAAAGUGAAACCUCUUUGGCGGAGCACAGAGUGCUGGAGUGAGAGUUUGAAGCUUGUACAGGUCGCUGAAAGUGCAUGGUGUUCUAGGGUGCAGAACAUGGAUACAGAAGGAGCUGUCCGCAGUUUGAAUCUUUCUCUUAUCAAAAAAAGAGGGAUCCUGCGGCCUGCAGUCAAUUCAAAGAAUCUGAACAUAAUGGACAAUAAUGCUCAGAACUGCCUCGCCAGUUGCAGAAUAGAGUCCAUUGACAAGGAUGCCGCUGUAGCUCUUGUUCCUGGUUUGUCUGUGCCACUAAACUUGGCUUUUUACAUGCCUGAAGCUUUAAAUAUCCACUGUCAGCACUAUCUUGAGGCACUCUACUUAGCUUGUCAAAAUGCAGUCACGGACAACAUGUCCAUGGGAACUGCCACUAGAGAGAUGAAUUUUUGGAAGAAAUCCAUUUAUGAUAUCCGUGAAUUUGCAGGCGAGUACAAUGCAGUUGUUGUUUGUCUCGGUGCAAGAGCAGCCUUUCUUACAGGAUUUGGUGAAAUAGUUCCGUUGAGAUUAUGUAGAGGAGUUGUUGCUAGAAUGGAACUUUCUGAUAAUUUCAGAGAAGAGUAUCCAGAUCAUAGCCCCUCGAUUUUAUCAGAUGCCUGGCUUGCUGUUCAAGGCCCUCGGAAUCUGCAGUUAGGCUCAACCUGGGAAUGGGGGUCCACAAAUCAUUCGAGGACCGUCUCAGAUGUUGAAGCUUCCAGGGCUGUAGAAGAACUUCUACCGAAGGCAUCUGCUGUAUAUCCAAUGAUAAAGAACUGGACACUGGCAGAAGCAGUUGCCGGACUUAGAGGAAUGCCACCUCUCACAUCUCAUGGAUCGCUUCCACUUUUGGGCUGUGUAGACGAUUUUGUUGGUGGAAAUCCUAACUGCCAGUACUGGAUAUUUGCAGGGCUUGGUGCAAAAGGGCUGUAUUAUCAUGCUCUGCUUGGCAAAUUGAUGGCUCAAGCCAUUCUUUCACGUUCUGAAGAUUCUAUUCCUUCAGAAUUACUAUCUUGGAAACAAAGAGUAAAGAAAUAG
Molecule: messenger RNA, 1371 nt
Organism: Oldenlandia corymbosa var. corymbosa
Lineage: Eukaryota; Viridiplantae; Streptophyta; Magnoliopsida; Gentianales; Rubiaceae
Source: the annotation of a GenBank genome assembly